AUAUAAAUUUUACACAAAAUCUUAAUAAUUUAUCUUCUCACAUUUAAUAGUUAAGAUUUUAUCUGUGGAGGAAGAGGACUAUGCAGAAGAUGGAGAGGAGCAUGAAGAAGUUGAAAAAGGAAAUGGAAGAGAUAGGUGAGGAGCAGAAACAAAUAAAGGAGGGGCAGAGGCAAGUUAGGGAAAAAUUUGAGGCGAUGGAAGAAGAAUGCAAGCAGCUCCGCAUGGAAACCUGGCAAAUAACAAUGUAGAGCAAGAACACCCAACUUCAUCUUGCCCUUAUGUUUUAGAUCCUCAAGGCUAGGGAGAACAAUGAUCUUGUUAGAGCUACUGAACUUACUCGAUUUCUCCAGUUAGUCCCAUUUCCUAAUUCCAAUCUAAGAGCAUGUUUGGUGCAGAUUGUGGAAAGAGCCUUUUGGCUCUAAAAGCACAAAUUGCACCAAACGGGUCAGCUUCCCAAACUUGCUGCAGCUUUUGAGAAGCUGAGCUUCUCGCCGUUCCUUUGCAAAGUUCAGAAGCUCCAAUUUCUUACUUCUGCAGGAGCUUCUAGCUCCAUAUUUAAUGAAAUUGACAUAUUCUU
Messenger RNA from Rubroshorea leprosula, 577 nucleotides. Lineage: Eukaryota; Viridiplantae; Streptophyta; Magnoliopsida; Malvales; Dipterocarpaceae. The record is from the annotation of a GenBank genome assembly.